AUGGAUCAUAUUAUUUCUUGUUUGAUUGAUUUUAGAGCUUCUGCUAAUUCUUUGUUAUCUAAUUAUGAGCCUUUGGCUUUGGUUCUGGUUCCUCUUCUCACUCUCUUUAUUGCCGGAAUUAUUCAAUCAUUUCUUCUUCUUAUUCACGAUAAUGGUCUCAAAUCCACCAUUUUAGGGUUUCUAAUCUCCGCGGUCAAGAUGGUGCCUGGUGUCAAGGGUUACAUAGAUGCAGAGAAACAGAAGGUUGUGGAGAAGUUGCAGUCUGGAAGUGAUUCUAAAAGAGAAGGCUGGAUAUCAGAGUUACCAAGGGAAGGUUUAGGAGUAGCAGUGAUAGAGAAUCUGAAAGAGCAGAAAAGAAAUGAUGUGGUUUGGCAAGGAAAAUGUUCUGGUACAGUCUACAUUGGAGGGAGUGAAUCUGAAGGACAUUUUUCUCUGAUAAAUGAGGCAUGCUCAAUGUUUGCACACACCAAUCCACUGCAUUUGGAUGUGUUCAAAAGCGUAGCACGAUUUGAGGCAGAAGUGGUAGCAAUGACAGCAGCGCUACUUGGUAGUAAAGAAAAAUCUUCUGGAGGAGAAAUAUGUGGUAACAUGACAUCAGGAGGAACUGAAAGUAUAUUAUUGGCUGUGAAAUCAUCCCGUGACUAUAUGAAGGCUAAGAAGGGAAUUAAAAGACCAGAAAUGAUCAUACCUGAAUCAGCGCACUCAGCAUAUGACAAGGCAGCACAAUAUUUCAACAUCAAGCUGCGGCGUGUUCCAGUAAAUAAAGAAUUUCAAGCUGAUGUCAAAGCAAUAAGGCGGCAAAUUAACAAGAACACUAUUUUGAUUGUUGGAUCUGCACCUGGGUUUCCUCAUGGCAUCAUUGAUCCUAUUGAGGAGCUUGGUGAAUUGGCUUUUAGCUAUGGAAUAUGUCUCCAUGUUGACCUUUGUCUUGGUGGCUUUGUAUUACCUUUUGCUCGUAAGCUUGGGUACCCGAUUCCACCUUUUGAUUUUUCCGUUAAAGGAGUAACCUCAAUAUCAGUGGAUGUUCAUAAAUAUGGACUGGCACCAAAAGGAACAAGUGUAGUUCUAUACAGAAAUCAUGCUAUUAGAAAGCAUCAAUUUGUUGCUGUGACUGAGUGGUCAGGUGGGCUCUAUGUCUCCCCUACCAUUGCUGGAAGCAGGCCUGGGAGUUUGAUUGCCGGGGCAUGGGCAGCAUUGAUGUCUAUAGGGCUAGAAGGGUACCUGGAAAACACUAAAGAAAUAAUGGAAGUAUCAAAGAGAAUACAAAAAGGGAUCAAGGAAAUACCUGAGUUAUUUAUCGUUGGAAGGCCAGACAUGACAAUCGUUGCAAUUGGAUCUAAUGAGCUAGACAUAUUUGAAGUCAAUGAUAUCAUGUCAUCCAAAGGCUGGCAUUUGAAUGCAUUGCAGAGGCCCAACAGCAUUCAUAUCUGUGUUACCCUUCAGCACGCACAAGUUUUUGAGGACUUCCUCCGAGAUAUGAGGGAUUCUGUACAAACUGUGAAACAAAAUCCUGGUCCAAUAACUGGAGGCUUAGCUCCAAUAUAUGGUGCUGCUGGGAAGAUACCUGAUAGAGGUAUGGUACAGGAAUUGUUGGUGAGCUACAUGGACGGUGCAUGCUGA
Dovyalis caffra is the source of this 1620-nucleotide messenger RNA. The record is from the annotation of a GenBank genome assembly. NCBI's taxonomy places the organism in Eukaryota, Viridiplantae, Streptophyta, Magnoliopsida, Malpighiales, Salicaceae.